AUGCCGUCACCUUCCUCUUCUCUCUCAACCGCGUCUCUCUCUACUGCUGACCAUGCUAUCUCUGUUCAUCCUAUCUCUCUCAAAUCAACAAACUCUCCUCCCUCUGCUUUUCUCAACCGCGCCACGCAACCUUCAAUCAAUGCCACAACCUCCACGAAAACCUUUCCUCAAACCCGAUCCUCACACUUUCGCCAUGGAAAUCCUAACUUCUUCAUCUCUUCCGCCAUUUCAAAAUCGUCCUCCAUUCUUUCUGAUCUUAGUGGAAGAGAUAAGUUUACUACUAGUUGUUUUGGUUUUGUGGUGUGUUUGGCGGAAACAGGAAGGGAGUACUCGGGUCUGUCUGAAGGAUCGCUGAGCAGUGAUAUGAAGAUAAUAUUAAGAAAAAUGAAUUCUCUGAAGCAAAUAACAGAUAACAAUGCAUAUCAGGUCAAGUUGAAGCUCAAAGAUAAAAUACUCAAAAUGGUGGAGUUGUAUUACCUGAAAGAAAUACCAGUUGCUUCACUUGACUUGACAGGUUUUUGGCAUCUUGCAGCAGGGUUGAUUUGGACCUUAAAGAUAGGGACAAGGCAAGAUUUUAGAGCAGCAAAUAGCAGUAGUUUGGACUUGUGUGGACAGCAAUAA
Molecule: messenger RNA, 621 nt
Organism: Vicia faba (fava bean)
Lineage: Eukaryota; Viridiplantae; Streptophyta; Magnoliopsida; Fabales; Fabaceae
Source: the annotation of a GenBank genome assembly